This is a messenger RNA of Neopsephotus bourkii (Bourke's parrot), 1845 nucleotides long. RefSeq names its product T-box transcription factor TBX18. Gene Ontology annotation, molecular function: DNA-binding transcription factor activity, RNA polymerase II-specific; RNA polymerase II cis-regulatory region sequence-specific DNA binding. The transcript has 3 exons. Gene Ontology annotation, biological process: cell fate specification; positive regulation of DNA-templated transcription; regulation of transcription by RNA polymerase II. The annotation marks the transcript as partial. NCBI's taxonomy places the organism in Eukaryota, Metazoa, Chordata, Aves, Psittaciformes, Psittacidae. The record is from RefSeq and is a predicted model, not a curated record.
AUAACUCGUCUGAAGAUUGAUAGGAAUCCAUUUGCCAAAGGCUUUAGAGAUUCGGGACGUAACAGAAUGGGACUGGAAGCUUUGGUAGAGUCUUAUGCUUUCUGGAGACCUUCACUGAGAACACUGACCUUUGAAGAUAUACCUGGGAUACCCAAACAAGGAAAUGCAGGUUCCUCUACUUUGCUCCAGGGAUCUGGCACUGGAGUGCCAUCUACCCACCCUCACCUUUUACCGGGUUCCCCUUGCUCAUCUCCAGCCUUCCACCUCAGUCCCAACACUAGCCAGCUCUGUAGCCUUGCUCCAGCUGACUACACAGCUUGUGCCCGCUCAGGCUUGACCCUGAACAGAUACAGCACUUCUUUGGCUGAAACUUACAACAGGCUCACAAACCAAACCAGUGAGACGUUUGCACCCCCAAGGACUCCCUCCUAUGUUGGUGUGUCGAGUAGCACAACUGUGAAUAUGUCUAUGAGUGGCAAUGACGGGGAUGCAUUCAGCUGCCCACAGACUGGCUUAUCUAUGCAGAUUUCAGGGAUGUCUCCACAGCUCCAGUACAUCAUGCCAUCCCCAUCCAGCAAUGCCUUUACCACUAAUCAAACCCACCAAGGCUCCUACAACACGUUUAGAUUGCACAGUCCCUGUGCGCUCUAUGGAUAUAACUUUUCCACAUCCCCUAAACUGGCUGCCAGUCCUGAGAAAAUUGUUUCUUCCCAAGGAAGUUUCUUGGGGUCCUCGCCAAGUGGAACCAUGACGGAUCGGCAGAUGUUGCCCCCCGUGGAAGGAGUGCACUUACUUAGCAGUGGGGGGCAGCAGAAUUUCUUUGACUCUAGGACCCUAGGAAGCUUAACACUCUCGUCUUCUCAAGUGUCUGCACAUAUGGUUUGAUGAAACCUUUAAGUAAAAGUACAGUAUGUUUGGUGUCUACAAUAUAUUUCUUUCGCAAUAUGAAAGGACACUCGGCGUAGCUUGUAAAGUGUGUGUGUAUAUAUAAUAUGAGAGGAAGUUUCACUGAAUUUUUGCCUCGCUUGUGGCCAGAUUAUUCUCCUAUUUUGUGUUACACAGAGUUUGCUGUGGUGUAGACUGCUUUAGUUUUCUGGUAUAAUACCCUUAGUUGUAUAACACGUUGGGACAUAUGAAACAAAUUAAGUAAGACUUCCUCCCCUUUCCCCCUCCUCUGUUCUAACCCCUUUAAAGAAUGAAAUAACACUUGGAGUACUAAACAGCACACACAAGCCCACUUACACUUCCUAGAGUACUAGUGAGUUUCUUUUAAGACAUUGACACAAUGAUAAGUUGAUGCACCAAGGGCAUUUUACAAGUUUCUUCUCUGUUACAAGGGAUCUGAAGGGUAUUUGGAUUUUUAAGUGUUAAGAAUCAAACAUCCAGCCUAAAAUAGAAGUUUAGCUAAUGGAUUAUUUACAAAGUAAACAGAAAGAUUAGCUUGCCUUCUCAUGAUACACUGUUUUCAGCUUUUCAAUGGCACAUCAUUCUCGCUAGGAUUUUCUUUCAGCAUUAGCCUACAGUUAUGAUUAGGUAUUUGAAGAUAAAUAAUGCGUAUUCAGAUAGUGGUGAAUGAAGUAAUUUAAACCAACAGCAGAAGAAGAGGCAUUCCUCAGUACAGAAUGAACUUUGGUGUGCUUAAUUUUUGUCAAAGGGAAGGGCUUGAUGCAUUUUUUUUCCUGCAUAAAUAUUGCCUAUAAGACAUUUACUGGACAGUAGGGUAAUCUAAUGUGUCUUUGGUUUUGUAUUUUUAAUUUUUUUAAAGGAAAAUGCAGGUUUCCUUGGGUGGGGGGGGGGGGAGGCAAGGAGGAUGAGAAGUUCCAUUAUUGAUUUUACCCACCUAUG